This is a messenger RNA of Pieris macdunnoughi, 1611 nucleotides long. The record is from the annotation of a GenBank genome assembly. Lineage: Eukaryota; Metazoa; Arthropoda; Insecta; Lepidoptera; Pieridae.
AUGAUAAUUCUACUUUGUUUGUUAAUUCCGGCCUACGCUUUAUCUGUGGAAAAUAAUGUUAGCGGGAGGCAGGAAGUAGAUCCUAUUACAACUGAGAGUGGACCUGUUCGUGGUGUGGCACUCGGCCAAACGGAUAUCCUACAAUACUUUGACAUCCCUUAUGGACAAUUCGACACCAAUGAUCCAUUUCAGGAGCCUGUCAAGCCAGAACCUUGGGAAACGAUUCUGUCUAAGAACAAACAUUCUUCUAAAUGUCCUCAAAUACAACAAAACGACGAGUAUGUAGGCAACAAUGAUUGUCUUACACUCAGUGUAUUUGCUAAAACCGGAGUAAAAAAUGCAGACGUACUUUUUCACAUACACGACGGCGAUUUUGGGUCAGGAAGUGGAGAUCCAGAAGUGUACAACCCCCAACAACUGGUCUCCGAAGGAAUUAUUGUCGUGCUACCCAACUACAGACUAGGAGCUUUGGGUUUUAUGUGCUGGCAAAACGAAACAGUUCCAGGCAACGCUGGAAUCAAAGAUCUAGCAUUCGCGUUGCAAUGGGUCAAAAACAACAUCAAGGGUUUUGGUGGAAACGCUUCGAAUAUUGUUGUAAGCGGUGUUGACACUGCUGGCAUAUUAGUUGAUUUUCUGGUACUAGUAAAUCAAACCUCAAAAUACAUUUCCAAAGGUAUAACUGAAAGUGGUUUCGCUUUAUCUCAAAAGGCUCUCGAUAGAGAUCCAUUAAGAACAGCAGAUGGAAAAGUUAACGCAAAUGGCGGCGUACAGUCUAUUAUAACAUCUGGGCGAGGAAUCCAUUUCAAACCUUGCAUAGACAAUAGUUUUAUAACAAAAUCCUUUUGGGGUUUGCUGCAGACACAAAAGAUUGACAUACCGCUAAUGAUAGGCUCUACUAACCAAGCUGGGAUGGAUUAUGUGACUGACUUAAACGAUGAUAACAUACAAGAGUUUCGAAAUAAUCUAUCACUUAUCUUACCAACCGACCUUAGGUUUGAGGGAAAUCAAGAAAGAGAAGUUAUUGAAAAAGUUAAAAGACAAUACUUCGGUGAUAGUGAUAUAUCAAUUAAUUUAUUGGAAAGACUAUCUCUUUGCUUCACAGAUUCGACUUAUUUAAAUCCAGGUAUUCGCGAAGCGAGGCUAUUAACUAAAGCAGGUGGAACGGUUUAUUUUUACGAAUUCUCCUACACGGGAGACAGGCAGAACCCUAUUCCGGGAGCACCAAAGGGAGAUUCUCUGCGUUAUAUCUUUACUCAAAGUACCACGCAACAAGAACACAAAGUAGAGACACAAAAAGGGAAUGUCAAUGAAAACGAAUCAGCAGCAAAUACAAUUCGAACGCUUUGGACGAACUUCAUUAGAAAUGGAAUUCCCUCAGCUUCAAACGUUGAUUGGAAAGCCUUUGAUGCAACCGAAGGGAAUGAAAAAUCUUUAAUGAUAGGGGCAGAAAUCACAUUAACCAACAGACUUCACGUCGAGAGGAUGAAACUUUGGGAUGAAAUAUACGAACGACACUUUGUUGAAACCAAUCUUGGCUCCACAUUAAAAUCUUCGAUACUCGUUAUCCUGAUUAGUUUUGUCACAUCAAACAUAGCAUUAACAACUUUAUAA